AUGGCUCGGGACACACGAAGCAGCAAGGAAGCAAAUGUCGACCCCAACUCCCCGUCUUCCCCAAACAAUAAACGGAAACGACGACAAUCUCCUGCUCCUGUACCCGUGCCCACACCCCUGAAGAUCAAUCUUCAUAUCCCAAGUUCCUCUGGACCCAAGAUUAAAUUGACCCCACCCAAAGUCAAUGGCUCAGGAGAAGUCAAUGGAGAUCAUGAGCCGAAACGAGCGAGAAUAAACUUGACCGUCAACGGCGAAAGAACCAGGAAAAGCCAGUCUCCCGUACCUGUGCUUGCACCUGUUUCCGGUCCGGACCAGAAGGGAGAGUCUGUCGAAGAAGAUGUAGAUCCAGUUCAAGAUGACAAGAUCGAGGUGAAUCAAGAAGUGGAAGAGAGGGAUGGUGUUGCCGCGUCAACGGUACAGGGUAGAUCGUUAAGCCGAGAAAUACGGGGAGCUCUGACGAUCUUGAUGGCUCAAGCUGCAACACGUCUGCCUCCUCCGUUGAACGAAAUCCUCACUUUGUGGCUACCACCGAAAUUUGAGCAAAAUGAAAAGAACACUCUCGGCUACAUUCUGAAGCAGGACAACCUGACAUGGGAGCGACUGGUUGAUGUAUUGCAUGUCUUUUCUCACAACCUGUUGGCGCCUUGCGCUUAUCCCAACCCAAUGCCCUCAGUUAAAACCUUUCAUCUUCCCAUCCCACCCCUUCCCUCUCAUCUUCCACCCCACAACAUCUACAACUUCUGCGUCAGUCUGCGUACGAUCAUGAAGCAGGCCGAGCCACCUGGCGACAUGAACGAGGAGAAAGCGGAAAGAUGGGCAUUGAUGCAAAAGCUGCCCACGGGAAGUGGGAAUGUAAAUGGGGAGUGGUUCACUAGUAGUGUGGACAUACGUCAAGUAGAAGCAUUGUCAAAGAACCUCAAUGAAGGGAAAUUCGAAGAGAUGGGGAGUUUGCUAGAACGACUCGCUUCAACUGGAACUCGCUUCGGGCAUGCGCAACCUGUGUCGUUGCAGAAUGCCUUGCCUGCGAGUGGAAGUCAACCUCGUAUCCCCACCCUGUCUGAUUCACUAAUCCGUCGCGCGAGUCUCAAAGCCAGUCGGUGGAAGGAACUUCGGCAACUGAGACGGCAAGGAGGAUUCGGCAGUAUCAUGCGUCCAGUCACGGUACCUCCAACAACGAACGCGAACUUCACCCCCUCCUUCGCUCCAACCUUCGACUCAACAUAUUCCAGCGGAUCGGGAUAUUGGGGAACAUUAGAGGGUAUGCACGCACGCCAUCGUCAUAGAGAAUGGCGUGAUAGAGUUACACAUGGGAAAGGAGCUAUGAUAGAAGGGGGAUAUCACGGCACGAUGGAAGCGGAUGUUGAAGGUGAUGAGAUGGGCGGUCAACGAGCUGAAAGCAGUAGAAAGAGUAAUCAUUCUGGAAAUGUGGAAGAGGUGUUGGAGGAUAAUGCGAGAUUGCUCGCUGAAUUACAAGCAUGGCAAGAGAUACGGAUCAGACGUGGCCAUCGCAAACCCACUCAGCGGGAAGAAGUUGUCGCUGAAGAAGUGCUCUCAUCCCUCACUACACUUGCCAGUCACAUUUCUCCCAAAGAGCUCUUACCCAAAGGCACAUUUGAUGGUCUGGCUCAUGACCUGGGCGCUCGAUUCGUACCCGUUUCAGCGCCUAUCAUCCGAGGUACACUCGACCCUAAACGUCCUCAGGCCUUACAUGACAAUGCUACCGUUCGUAUGCGGUCUCACGUGUCACAGCCCCUUGGAAGCACGUCAAUCGGUGGUAUAAGCAGUUUGUCACCUCAUCAACCUCCACCUCCUCGACCUGGACCUGGAGGUCAAAUGUUACCACCUCCCAUUCCUAGUAAUUAUAUCACUCCCCCACCACAUACAUUACCUCAUUCCAAAUCCUCAACUCCGCAAUAUAAAACUCAACCGACCGCACCUCGUGUUUAUUACACUGCCCCUUCUCCAGGUCAGAAUGUGCAGACGACGAGUUUCCGACCACCGUCAAGCGGAUCGACAUAUGGACGUCCUUCGCCGCCGGUCCCAUCUCCCGCUCCGUCGUCCGCUCCGGUGUACCCGACUCGACCAGGACCGGGACCGUCAAGUCUCCGUCAGAGUUUUGGACCUGAAAAUCCGGCACCUGUGGGAUCUGUGUACAUGACGCCGACACCGUUACCGCUGAGAUCGGGAACAAGCACUAUGAUCUCACAACAGCAAAUACGUCCUAACAGUACUCCGUCGAGAUUAAGAUGA
Tremella mesenterica DSM 1558 is the source of this 2250-nucleotide messenger RNA. RefSeq lists its product as uncharacterized. Lineage: Eukaryota; Fungi; Basidiomycota; Tremellomycetes; Tremellales; Tremellaceae. The transcript has 6 exons. The coding region runs from base 1 to 2250 and encodes 749 amino acids. The record is from RefSeq and is a predicted model, not a curated record.